Molecule: messenger RNA, 2487 nt
Organism: Polistes dominula (European paper wasp)
Lineage: Eukaryota; Metazoa; Arthropoda; Insecta; Hymenoptera; Vespidae
Biological process (GO): protein histidyl modification to diphthamide
Molecular function (GO): diphthine-ammonia ligase activity
Source: RefSeq, a predicted model, not a curated record
UAUUUAAUUUGAUAAACAAUUUUAAUAAUCUUUCAAAGACUUAUAUAUCCUAUAUAUAUAUAAAAAUAUGAAGGUAGUAGCAUUAUUAAGUGGCGGUAAAGACUCUUGUUUUAAUAUGAUGCAAUGUAUUGCUGCUGGUCAUGAUGUCGUAGCUGUAGCAAAUUUAUAUCCUGUCGGAAAUGAUGAAUUAGAUUCUUUUAUGUUUCAAACAGUUGGACAUCAAGGUGUUGAUUAUAUUGCUGAAGCUAUGGGUUUACCAAUAUAUCGUGAACCAACAUUUGGUAGAUCAAAAAUGCAAGAAAAACUUUAUUAUCCUACUGAAGAUGAUGAAGUUGAAGAUCUCUAUCGACUUUUGAGUAAAGUUAAAAAACAAGAAAAUAUAGAAGGAGUGUCUAGUGGAGCUGUUCUUAGUGAUUAUCAGCGUCUCAGAGUAGAAAAUGUGUGUAGCCGUCUAGGACUUGUUUCUCUAUCAUAUUUAUGGCGACGUGAUCAAGAGGAUUUGUUAAAAGAGAUGAUUGAAAAUUCAAUAAACGCCGUUAUAAUAAAAGUGGCAGCUUUAGGUCUAGAGCCAAGACAUUUGGGUAAAUCUAUCUUGGAAUUACAAUCUCACUUUGCCAAAAUAAAAGAAAAGUAUGGUGUCAAUGUAUGUGGGGAAGGGGGAGAAUAUGAAACUUUUACUUUAGACUGUCCAUUAUUCAGUAAAAGUAUCAUAAUAGAUAAAUAUGAAAGUGUAGUACAUUCAAAUGAUGAUAUAGCACCUGUCGGAUACAUUAAUUUUAAAAAAAUACAUCUACGAGAUAAGAAUAAUGGUUUAGAAACGUUGUCACUAAGAGAACGGCUUAAAACUGUAUCAGUUAAAACUCCAUAUGAUUAUAUUUCUGAAGUUGUUGGACCAGAAUUACAAGAUGGAUGUAAUUUAUCUGAAGAUGAAACUGACGAACAAACGUGUGACGAUCAUAAUAUGAAAGCUUCUAAUUCUGGUCAUUUUAAUCCCCCAAGUCCAGUACAAGUUUUAUAUGAAGAAGAGGAUUAUCCAGAUGUACCAGUUACUAAUAAAAAUCAAACAGGUUGGUUUUGGUUUGGUGGUAUAACAGGAAAACAUUCAGAUGUAAAAUCUGCAACGAAAGAAGCACUGGAUAAAUUAAGCAGUUUAGUCAAAAAAGAAAAUCUUCAAAUAUCUGAUAUUGUUGCUGUAACAUUAUAUAUAAAGGAUAUGACAAAUUAUGCUUCUAUAAAUGAAGUAUAUACAUCAUGGUUGAACAAAGCAAAUCCACCAGUUCGUAUAUGCGUAGAAUGUCCAUUAAAUAUACACGUUGUACUUGAUGCUAUAGCUUAUAAAGAGAUACAAGACUGUAGUGAUAAGAAGGUUCAUAAGCGACAUACGAUGCAUGUUCAAAGUAUCAGUCAUUGGGCUCCUGCCAAUAUUGGUCCUUAUUCUCAAGCUGUUCGCGUCGGUGAUAUCAUAUCGGUUGCUGGACAAAUACCUUUGGUACCUGGUAGUAUGACUCUUCUCGAUUUGAACAUAAAACGUCAAUGUCGUUUGACAUUAAGGCACAUAGAUCGCAUUGUUAAAGCUAUGGAUACAAAUACACAACUUAGAGAUAUUGUACAGGGAAUUUGUUUUUUAACUCAUCCGAGUUAUAUACCAGAUGCACGUAAAGAAUGGGAAAAACGAACUAAUAAUGCUAUUGUAGAUUAUAUUGUUGUUCCACAUCUUCCAAGAGAUGCUCAAGUUGAAUGGUGUGUGUGGGCACAUAGGGAUAAUAAUAGAUUUGAGUAUGAAGAGACAGGAAAAUGUGUUGGUAAUUUUAAAGUUGCAAUAAGGCGAAGAUGGAAUUAUGAAAAUAAUGUUUCUGCAAUUGUGUGCUACUUAUCAACAGGUUCAUCCAAUUCUAUUGGUAAUUUAGCAGCCGAGACAAAUUUGACUUCUACGGAAUUGACUGAAGCUGAAUUGACAGAAGCAUUCGAAUAUCUAUUAUGUAAAUUAACAAAAGGGACUCAAACUAUUAAUCCCACGUGUAACUUGAGAAUUUUCUACAAGGUUGGCUCUUCACCUGGUCCAAAUUUUGUUCAUAACGUUUUGUCACAAUUUUCAACGCGAAAUUUGGUUAGCACUAUUAUACCAGCAACUCAUCUUCAUAAUUUUAGCACUUUCUUAUCUAUAUGUGGUAUUAGGCAUGAGUAAAUCUUCUCGUCAAAUCUAUUAUUGUCAAUUAUUCGUGAAAAUUAAGAUACAUGUUUAGAAUAAAUGCUACCAAAGACCUGAAUUUGGAAUUUUUACAGGAAUUACUUUAACAUUUAAGUUUUACAUUUUAUCAAGAAAAAAAUCAACUUAUUGAAUCGAAACUGAAAACAGCAACAACAAAACUAAUGAGGUCAUUGGCAAUUGUAUAGAUUUUUUCGCUAAUAUCUUACAUAUACACACAUAUAUAUAUAUAUUAUUGAUGAUGCUAAUUAAUUUUUGCACUAAUUUAUAAUAAUUUACCC